Messenger RNA from Ictidomys tridecemlineatus (thirteen-lined ground squirrel), 1005 nucleotides. RefSeq names its product atonal bHLH transcription factor 7 (gene Atoh7). Gene Ontology annotation, molecular function: E-box binding; DNA-binding transcription factor activity, RNA polymerase II-specific; protein dimerization activity. Gene Ontology annotation, biological process: positive regulation of transcription by RNA polymerase II; sensory organ development; axon development. Gene Ontology annotation, cellular component: nucleus. The record is from RefSeq and is a predicted model, not a curated record. Lineage: Eukaryota; Metazoa; Chordata; Mammalia; Rodentia; Sciuridae.
ACAGCUACUGCUUGCGGUAAAAGCGCUCUUUCCUUAGAUCUCUUCCUUCGGAAGAGAUUUCAUCUUCCUGGAAGCCAGCCUUGGCUUUUCUCAGAGGACUGCAAAGGCCUUCCCUGAACCAGCCACACUAAACUCUGCUGCAAGGUUUCCUUCUGUUUUGCAACUUCACGUUGGGAAAAAUGACUUUUUCUUGAGCCUCUCGAUUCCCCCUACAUUUGGGUAAGUGAUCAGACAGCCUCAGGUCAAUCAGCAGAACCGAAGGCCGAGCCCCGCACUCCCCACUGUAGACUGCUUGCACGUGAGUUAUUUUGUUUGUGACUUAUUUGCUAAGAAGAGCGACGUUAGGGAGCAGCUGGGUAGGCAACUCCACGCACAGGUCCAGAGCCCGCGGCUGAGCUCCACCCCUCCCACCUCGCGGCCGGGGAUGAAGUCCUGCAAACCCUGCGGCCCGUCAGCGGGAGCACGCGCCGCGCCCCCGUGCGCGGGCGGUGCCGAGUGCGCGGGCACGUGUGCCGGAGCCGGACGGCUGGAGAGCGCGGCGCGCAGGCGCCUGGCGGCCAACGCGCGCGAGCGCCGUCGCAUGCAGGGUCUCAACACAGCCUUCGACCGUCUGCGCAGGGUGGUGCCCCAGUGGGGCCAGGAUAAAAAACUGUCCAAGUACGAGACCCUACAGAUGGCGCUGAGCUACAUAAUGGCACUGACCCGCAUCCUGGCCGAGGCCGAACGACUGGGCUCGGAGCGGGACUGGGUCAAUCUCCACUGUGAGCACUUCAGCCACGAUCACUACCUGCCGUUCGCAGGCGCAAAGCUGCCGGGCGAGAGCGAGCCGUACGGCCCGAGGCUCUUCAGCUUCCAGCCGGAGCCCUUCCAGAUGGCCAGUUAGGGCUCACGGCUCCACGGGGGUGAAAUGCCCAGGGAUCCCGCUCCCCGCUGCAGACUCCCCUCACAUAGCUGCAGGGUCUUUCGGUGGCCAAGGAUUCAUCCUAUCAAAUUAAUAAACUUCCA